AGCAGCUUGGCUCAAAGUAUCUCGUGCUGCAACAAACCAAAAGCUUCAUAGAAAGAGAUGGCUCGUCCGACUUUGUUGCCUUUGGCCCUGCGCAUGGCCGCUGUGCUCUUCUUGUCGACCACCUUCGUUCAGGCUCCAGCCCGAACUGUGGAGGGCCCUCAGCGUCAGCUACGAGUUUUGGAGACAGCUUCCAUGUCAACUGGCCUUGCUAUGGCUGGCUCCCUGCCAGCGUUUGCCACAUGGGGUGAGGGCUCUGAGUCUGGUCAGAACAUCGACCCCGACUCCACCGAGUACUACAACCGAAAGGUACUGAACGCCACGGCCAUUUGCUUGACUUUUGCUGUCUUCCUGUUCGGCCUUGUUGUCUCGCAGGCUCGCAAGCUUGUGGAGAACAAGUGGUUGAACUGAGCCGCAGUGGCAUUUUUGAGGCGACUGACAGCUAUUUAGCGAAUUGCGUCACCGCAA
Durusdinium trenchii is the source of this 465-nucleotide messenger RNA. The record is from the annotation of a GenBank genome assembly. NCBI's taxonomy places the organism in Eukaryota, Dinophyceae, Suessiales, Symbiodiniaceae.